CACGGGUUCUUUUCUCUUCACCCUUGACAGGAAAAACAGUAAAGAUGGGUUUGAAGAACAACAUGGUGGUGCUAAAGGUGUGUUUCUUGGUUCUUUUCCUUGUGGGGGUUACUAAUGCACGCAUGGAACUGAACCUCUUCAAAAGUGAUCACUCAUCAAGUGAUGAUGAGUCUUCAAAACCAUGCUGUGAUCUCUGCAUGUGCACAGCCUCAAUGCCACCUCAAUGCCAUUGUGCAGAUAUUAGGUUGAAUUCAUGUCACUCAGCUUGUGAUCGCUGUGCGUGCACACGCUCGAUGCCAGGCCAGUGUCGUUGCCUUGACACCACCGACUUCUGCUACAAACCUUGCAAGUCCAGUGAUGAAGAUGAUGACUAGGAAUUAAUCAACAAAAGCUCUCUCAAAUGAACAAAGCCCUUUAGGCUUUCUUUGUCUUUUAUGUAAGGGAGACAAAUAAAGCAAGGAAUAAAAAGCUCGCAGUGGCCAGUAAUUUGCUUUUAGCAAAUUUUGGUCAUUUU
Messenger RNA from Glycine soja, 514 nucleotides. RefSeq names its product Bowman-Birk type proteinase inhibitor C-II. The record is from RefSeq and is a predicted model, not a curated record. The coding region runs from base 45 to 374 and encodes 109 amino acids. Lineage: Eukaryota; Viridiplantae; Streptophyta; Magnoliopsida; Fabales; Fabaceae. Gene Ontology annotation, molecular function: serine-type endopeptidase inhibitor activity. The transcript has a single exon. Gene Ontology annotation, cellular component: extracellular region.